UACUAGUAUGAAAUACACCGGAAUAAGAUCAUCAGUGCUUGUGUACUUUCUGCUCAUAUCAUUUACUGAGUUUAUCAGUAAAUCUACUCAAAAGAGAUUGAAUUGGUUUGAAGCCCAGAAAGUAUGCAUGGACAAUAAUACCACCCUAAAAUCAGGAGAUUUUCGAAUUUCAACAAAAGUCUAUUGGUCUGGUAUAUACCUUAGAUAUUCAUCCCGGAUACACAUUCUCGGAUGCUAUUCAGCAGAUAAUAGUACGUUGAGUGUAAGUAAGACAUUUGACAUGAAGUUCCCUUCAGUUGGAUUCUGUCAAGAGAUAUGUGGAACUGAAAAUAUACCUAAGUUUGGGAUACAUGCAGGAAAAUGCACAUGUUUUGAAAAUCUAGUUUCAACGAACAUGUUAAAUCCAAGUGAAUGUAAUGAAAUAUGUGCAGAAAAUAAACAAGGUGUAAAAUUUACAGAGUGCGGAGGAAGGAAUGCAUACUCAGUGUACAUGGCAGGUAUUGGAAUUAUUUGA
Molecule: messenger RNA, 514 nt
Organism: Saccostrea cuccullata (small rock oyster)
Lineage: Eukaryota; Metazoa; Mollusca; Bivalvia; Ostreida; Ostreidae
Product: sialate:O-sulfotransferase 1-like
Exons: 4
Coding region: 8-514 (168 amino acids)
Source: RefSeq, a predicted model, not a curated record